UAACCGGCCUGGUUGUUGUUGGUGCGGUGUGUUGGAAGGGCUCGUAUCGCUGUUUCUAAUGGCUCUUCCCUUUUCCUGCCUUAUCGUCCCCUGCUUCAUCUUCUGCUUUUUCCCCAAUCUUUCUUGCGCAUGCCCAUCGAAUAAUCUAACAUGCGGUGGUGCUUCUAUUGAAAUAUGGCCUCCUUUCCACACAAACACCACUCCUAUUGACACAGAUACCACUUCGGAAUGCAGAGGAUAUCAUAUGAUCUCGUGCAAUCACUCCACACCAAUCGUCCAAUUCAAUGGUUAUGGGCCCUCCUAUAUCGUGAAGAAUAUCGACUACGCUCAUCGGUCAAUCAUAAUUCAAGACCAAGAGUUCAGUAAAUACGUGCAGAUAUCAGACUGCACUUUCCUUUAUAAAUUUCAUCCUCCUAUUCCCCUGUUCGAGACUUCAUUCCUUCCCCAAUCUGUUAGCCCCAGCCAGUCCCUCUUCAACUGCAGGCCGAAUGAUGGUUAUGAUAUUUGUACCGACAUCUUCCAUGAACUCUAUGAUCGUAAUAUUUGCAGAGGAUACGACCUCUACUUUUCCAACAAAUCAGAGGAUGAAGGAUCUGGUCACAAUAAGUGUUGGGCCGGUCCAAGCCCGUCGUUCGGAUGGACGUUGUUAUUCACUGACGAUGGUGACCUUUAUCUACAAUUUGCAGCUUACUACUCAGAUCCAUCGCAGAUUGACUUGGAUUGGCAUUUGGGUUGGGGUUGCUUCAAACAUAAUAAUACAGGAGAUUCCACGUUCCUUUGCAACGAUCAAUAUUGCCAUGGAAAUAACGAUGCGAAGAGUAAGAUUCCAGUAGGUAAUGAACCCCUCUGUGUUCGCCAAAUUUCAUAAUACAUUGAAACACCUAGAUUAUCAUGUCUCAUGUGAUGGUAUCACUAUUAGCUGCUUGCCUCAACCGAUAAAUUUUGUUUAUGAAGUUUGGGCUAGAAGUUCAAGUUUGAUAUCGAAAGCAGGCAAGUCUAAAAGGAAAAACAGAUACUUCUGUUUUGCUAGAACUUGUUCGAUUAUUUUAGUUGGAUACUGACCUUGCUUGUGAUGCUUUAUUAGAUCCUGCAGGAAAAAGCAAUGCGAGGAGGAAGAUUGCAAUAGGUAAUGAACAUGUUACUCCAACUCAGCUUAUCCCUUCCAAUGAUUUCAGUUUUCUACACAUCAUGGGACAUCAUG
This is a messenger RNA of Elaeis guineensis (African oil palm), 1201 nucleotides long. The record is from RefSeq and is a predicted model, not a curated record. Lineage: Eukaryota; Viridiplantae; Streptophyta; Magnoliopsida; Arecales; Arecaceae.